UUUAAACCACAUGUGCCGGAAAAUGUUUGAAAAUUCACUCAACAACGGGCUGUGCCGCCGCCAACAUCUUCGGGAAGUUCCGACUGUCGCUGCAGGGUUUUAAACGACCUACAGUCAAAUCAUUGUGAUCCAGUAGCAAAAGGCGCGGCAAGAGUUCCAUCACCAAUACUCGUGAGCGUAGACUGUCUGCAUCCCAUUCCCAACCAAUCAAAUAGCCGCGCAUUUCUUCUCCUGCUUGCCAUUCGCACCUAGCCCCACGCAUCACUGGCAUGGUCAACGAUACCAAGACCGCGGUGAUUGUCAACUUCGCCCUGUUAUACUUAUGCAUUCAACAUUGCAGUGGUAGACCACGACCUUACGAGGCACCUAUCCCCGUGGACAGGUUGUCGUCUAUUUCCCAGCAGGUCGAGAGUUUGGCGUCGCAUGAGCGUCCUGCCACCGGCCUAUCUAUCCCAGUCUCACAUGGUGGGAGUGUAUUUAACGGCCACAUCGACGAGUCGCAAUAUGGACGUAUUUGGGGAGGUCAUGACCUUCAUUCGAGCUUCUCUGAUCUUUUAGAAGCGAUGGGAGGUUCAAAUCACGACUGGUUUAGUCAGGCUCAUCAGCCGACGGUUAACCAUUGGCACCAUACCCCCGUUUCCAGCUUGCCAAGUCAUGAUGUCAUUAAGAGUACAAAUUGGAACACGAAAGUCGGAAACCACCAUGCGCCUUCCAAGGAGAUAAAUCCUCGAGAAAAACUGACAAAUAAACUUGACAUCCCGUUUGAUGUAUCAAAUGACAUUACUGACAAGCCAUUUGGCUGGAUUAACACGUUAAAUUUUCCUUCCGACCAGAGGAUGGGCGCUCUUGGCAGAGAUGAUUGGGGGCUAACAAGUAGUUCCGUUUGGAAAAUUGUCACAAUGGAACUGAAUGAUCCCGCUCUACCGAGCCUCUUGAAGAAGGCUGCCAAUGAUGAUAAUCAGAAUCCUCUUAAAAAUCUCCUGGCUUUAAUCAAAGAAAUUGACAUUCGUAACAAACAAUUUCUAUUAGCUUUCAGUUCAUCUGCCUCUGGAGAUGAAAAAUACUUCAUGGCAGAUUUGAGAAAUGAUCGAAAUUAUGGAAACAUGAAAGAUACACAUCAACGCCUUCUCGCAUGGCUGAGGCUUCAACUGGACACGACCUCUCAAGCCGAUGCUCGAGCCGGCCUAGAAGGUCCCAAUCAUGAAGCAUCUGACUCAAUAACUCCAUUUCAAAAAACCCUCCUGGACUGUCUGAAAUCGGACCUGAAAAGCAAAGAGCUCAAACGUGGUCGCUGGCAAGUUCAAUUACGUCCUUCUAAAAAUCAAUCAACACAGGUGAAUUUAGGUCAAGCCAGUCUCACGAAAGUUGCAAUCAAUGCACUAGGGAAUUUCUACAAAUCAUCUAACUUGAACAAAUGGAAAGAGCUGUUCAAGUUCGAUCACCACUUUGUGAAUUUUUAUCUGAUUCUCAAAGCCCGCCAACACCAUGGCUCGAGCAAAAAAAGGGCAACCAAAUCAGCUAAUUGGACACAACUAGAAACUCUGCCCUGGGAAAAUGCAAAUGGACAACAAUGGGUGUUGGAUCCUGCCAUCCAUCAAAGGUUCUCAAAUUCCCUCAAAAAAUUCAAAUUGUCAUUAAUUGAGAACAAGUUUUUACCUGUAAAGGAAAUUUCAGAGGAGGAGGAACUCCAAUCUAUGAGACACAAAGAAUCUUUGAGAGAACAAAAGGCAGCUAGGAAAAGAAGUUAUUACCACAACAAAAUGGCAAGACGUAAUAAAGCUAGGUUGGAAUCUAAUGAAUCAAGUUGA
This is a messenger RNA of Puccinia graminis f. sp. tritici CRL 75-36-700-3, 1808 nucleotides long. RefSeq lists its product as uncharacterized. Lineage: Eukaryota; Fungi; Basidiomycota; Pucciniomycetes; Pucciniales; Pucciniaceae. The transcript has 2 exons. The record is from RefSeq and is a predicted model, not a curated record. The coding region runs from base 270 to 1808 and encodes 512 amino acids.